Messenger RNA from Neogale vison (American mink), 3004 nucleotides. RefSeq names its product zinc finger protein 184 (gene ZNF184). The transcript is spliced from 6 exons. Gene Ontology annotation, molecular function: DNA-binding transcription repressor activity, RNA polymerase II-specific. The record is from RefSeq and is a predicted model, not a curated record. NCBI's taxonomy places the organism in Eukaryota, Metazoa, Chordata, Mammalia, Carnivora, Mustelidae. Gene Ontology annotation, biological process: negative regulation of transcription by RNA polymerase II. The coding region runs from base 327 to 2561 and encodes 744 amino acids.
CGUCACCCUUCUCACUGGGCUGGAAGCGGCCUCUGCGGGAGGGAGCUGGGGAGUCCUGGAAGGGGGCGCCCCUCGCCUCCCUCUGUGCGGGGCGGUUCCGCCCUGAUCCCUUGGAGGGCUUUGUUCUUUUGUUCCGGUCUAGGAGGAAGGACUGGAGCGGGCCCCGCCCUGCUUGUCCGCCUUCCAGCUUUUCCACCCCGCAACAGGGCCGCCAGUCGCAGCGUGUGCAAGGGCUCAUCUGAGCCCCAGACCGAGGCCCCAGCUGCAAGGACGCUGCUUGGGAAACCCGGUGUGCACGUUCCAGAGGAGCGGAAUGAGCUGCUGAGAUGGAAGAUCUGUCCUCUUCGGGGUCUGCCCUUCUCCAAGGCGAACGGACUCUCCUUGCGUCAGCCAGUUUCCAGGAGUCCGUGACCUUCAAGGAUGUGACAGUGGAUUUUACCCAGGAGGAAUGGAAACAGCUGGAUCCUGUCCAGAGAGAUCUGUUCAGGGAUGUGACACUGGAGAACUACACGCACCUGGUCGCCAUAGGACUCCAAGUUUCCAAACCUGAUGUGAUUUCUCAGCUAGAGCAAGGUACGGAGCCGUGGACCGUGGAGCCUGGCAUCCCAGGAGGUGCUUUUGGAGACUGUGAGACAAGACCAGAAAAGAGCAGAUCAGCCCCAGAGCCAGACAUCUCUGAAGAACAGCCAUCUGAGGAGGCAGUUGUGGAGAAGCAGCGAAGGGAUGAUCCCGGUAGUCCUAACUUUUCGGAGAGGGAGUAUGAAAGCAGUGUAGGGAAGCACCAGGCAAGCCGACAGACGCCAGCAGGAGAACGGAAAGUCACGGAAAAGACAAUGCCCGCCUGGGAGAGAGGCCCUGUGACGAACGACUUUGCAAAAAGCAUCAAUGUGAGUUCAAGGCUUGUAACACGAGAAAAAGCAUCAGAAGAGACCUCGACUAAAACGAGUGCCAAACAGAAUGCAAACCCAGUUAAGAAAGAGAAAUCGUGUAAGUGCAAUGAAUGCGGGAAAGCUUUUAGUUACUGUUCGGCUCUUAUUCGCCAUCAGAGAACACAUACAGGCGAAAAACCCUACAAAUGUAACGAAUGUGAGAAAGCCUUCAGCCGGAGUGAGAACCUUAUAAACCACCAAAGGAUUCACACUGGAGAUAAACCGUAUAAAUGUGAUCAGUGCGGAAAAGGCUUCAUUGAGGGUCCGUCUCUUACUCAGCAUCAGAGAAUUCACACUGGAGAGAAACCCUAUAAAUGUGACGAGUGUGGGAAAGCCUUUAGUCAGAGGACCCACCUGGUGCAGCACCAGAGAAUUCACACCGGGGAGAAACCCUACACUUGCAAUGAGUGCGGAAAAGCCUUUAGCCAGAGGGGCCACUUCAUGGAACAUCAGAAAAUUCACACUGGAGAGAAACCCUUCAAGUGUGACGAAUGUGACAAAACCUUCACCCGGAGCACACACCUUACUCAGCACCAGAAGAUCCACACGGGCGAGAAAACCUACAAAUGCAACGAGUGCGGGAAGGCGUUCAACGGGCCCUCGACGUUCAUCCGCCACCACAUGAUCCACACCGGCGAGAAGCCGUACGAGUGCAGCGAGUGCGGCAAGGCCUUCAGCCAGCACUCGAACCUCACGCAGCACCAGAAGACGCACACGGGCGAGAAGCCGUACGACUGCGCCGAGUGCGGCAAGGCCUUCAGCUACUGGUCGUCGCUGGCGCAGCACCUGAAGAUCCACACGGGCGAGAAGCCGUACAAGUGCGCCGAGUGCGGCAAGGCCUUCAGCUACUGCUCGUCGCUCACGCAGCACCGGCGGAUCCACACCCGGGAGAAGCCCUUCGCGUGCGGCGAGUGCGGCAAGGCCUUCAGCUACUUGUCCAACCUCAACCAGCACCAGAAGACGCACACGCAGGAGAAGGCGUACGAGUGCGGGCAGUGCGGCAAGGCCUUCAUCCGCAGCUCGUCGCUGGCCAAGCACGAGCGCAUCCACACCGGCGAGAAGCCCUACCAGUGUCACGAGUGCGGCAAGACCUUCAGCUACGGCUCGUCGCUCAUCCAGCACCGGAAGAUCCACACGGGGGAGCGGCCCUACAAGUGCGGCGAGUGCGGGCGCGCCUUCAACCAGAACAUCCACCUGACGCAGCACCAGCGCAUCCACACGGGCGCCAAGCCCUACGCGUGCGCCGCGUGCGGCAAGGCCUUCCGCCACUGCUCGUCGCUGGCGCAGCACCAGAAGACGCACGCGGGGGAGAAGCCCCACCAGUGCGGCCCGUGCGACAAGGCCUUCAGCCAGAGCUCCCACCUGGCGCAGCACCGGCGCGUCCACACGGCCGAGAAGCCCCACCAGGGCGGCGAGCGCGACAAGGCCUUCAGCCGCGGCGCGCACCCGACCGCGCACGUGACCGCGCACGCGGCCCAAAAGCCCUGCGACGGCCGCGAGUGCCGCAAGGCCCUCAGCCAGCGCCCACGCGCACGCUCCGGGGACAGACCUUUCGGCUGUGGCGACUGCGGGAAAGCCUUCCGGUACCGCUCGGCCCUCAGCAAGCACCAGAGGCUGCACCCGGGCAUCUGACGCGAGCCGGUCCGCUCGGUCCCUGGCCGCGUCCCCAAGGAGCGGAGCAAUGGGAGAAGUGGGGCGGGCCCGGGGGCCUCUCCUCCGUGCGCUGGGGCGUGGAGAGGACGUGGGCUGGGGUGACCGGCUAUGACGCCUGGCAGCUCGGGGACACUGCAGAAUGGCACCAUUUGACGCUUCGGUGUGCUCUGUGAAUGAGGGAGUUGGAUAGAGGGUUUCAGGGGCUGUUGGGAGUUUUCUAUCCCAAUUUUGUAUAUUCACAAUCUCUUUGUGAUUAGGAUUACUCUGCGUCAGCGCUGGGCUCUGUCGCCUCUAGAGUGUGUCUGUCUCUGCAUGUUUGGCUAAUAGAAAGCAUUUGUGCUUCAGCAACUAGACGGGGACCUGUGAGGCUCCUGUUCUCAUGCAUUAAGUAACUGGUUCCUAAUAAAAAGAGUUAUAAAGCA